UGGAUAUCAGUGUUCCUCGGAGAGGGCAGGCACCUAGUGCCCUCCCACUACACGCUACGACAUGGCUUCACGACGUCGGCGAUGCUGCUAAGGAACUUUGAGUUCCAGGGAUCCAACGACGGAGUGACGUGGCAGGUUCUUCGUCGACAUCGCAACGAUCACUCCAUGGUCAUUUCCUCCCACCAUGGGCGAUACGCUGCGAGCUAUCCCGUCAGCACGGCUCAGCCCUUCUCGCACUUCCGUAUCCUCCAGACGGGAGCCAACGCUUCGGGCAACCACAGGCUGUGCCUUGGCGGCAUCGAGCUGUACGGGGUGCUGGUGCUG
Guillardia theta CCMP2712 is the source of this 324-nucleotide messenger RNA. RefSeq lists its product as hypothetical. NCBI's taxonomy places the organism in Eukaryota, Cryptophyceae, Pyrenomonadales, Geminigeraceae. The annotation marks the transcript as partial. The transcript has 2 exons. The record is from RefSeq and is a predicted model, not a curated record.